AAGGUCGCGUCAUUUUGAGAAAGUAAAAUUGGUCGGUAUUUUGCAUAACCAUAAGCUCCAUGGCGCUCGACACGGUACCAGCCGCUAUAGAAGAGCAAGAAGAAAUCGAUGAAGAAGAAUGGGAACCACGACUUGAUGCACCGGCACAUCACCCGUCUGCUCCGCUUGAUGAGUUAUUCGAGAUCUCGACUACAGUUGAUCCUGGUUAUAUAAUCUCUCUGAUACGGAAACUUUUACCAACCAAUGCAAGUGAUAACCACACUUCUCAUGGCGUUGAUGCAUGUGUUGAUAGUAAAGUAGCCGGUAAUGAUCACGUGGAAGAAAGUUCAGCUUCUCUAUAUGGAGAUGAAGUUCUGAACUCAUCAAACAAUACGUCUGAGAGCAUGAACAUUGUUCAGGAUUAUGAUAAAAAUGCUCGAACAGAAGGAGAAAAUGAAGAGUCAUGCCAUGGGUUUAAUCUGCCUAGUAAUUCGGUAGGAGAAGAAGCUUGGGAAGAGUAUGGUUGCAUUUUGUGGGAUCUUGCUGCAAGUAAAACUAAUGCAGAACUCAUGGUAGAAAAUCUUGUACUUGAAGUACUUUUAGCCAACCUUUUAGUUUCCCAAUCUGUGCGAGUUAAGGAGAUCAGUCUUGGAAUUAUUGGAAACCUUGCCUGCCAUGAAGUUCCGCUGAAACAUGUAGUGUCUACAAAUGGAUUGGUUGAGAUACUUGUGGAUCAAUUAUUUUUAGAUGACACUCAAUGCCUAUGCGAAGCUUGCCGGCUGUUGACUUUGGGUCUUCAAAGUUGUGAACCUAUUCCUUGGGCUGAAGCAUUGCAGUCGGAACAUAUUUUAUGCCGUAUUUUAUGGAUUGCAGAAAAUACCUUAAAUUUACAGCUCAUCGAAAAGAGUGUUGGACUAUUAUUAGCCAUCAUUGAAGGUCAGCUGGAAGUUGUGCAUGUUCUCCUUCCACCUUUGAUGAAGCUGAGUUUACCGAGCAUAUUGAUUAAUCUCUUGACUUUUGAGAUGGGCAAAUUAACAAGUGAAAGAAUUCCUGAAAGGUAUUCAGUUCUUGAUGUAGUUCUCCGUGCAAUUGAAGCUCUUUCUGCUUUAGAUGGUCAUUCUCAUGAAAUCUGUUCAAAUAAGGAACUUUUUAUAUUAGCUUGUGACAUGGUCAAACUCACUGACAAAGUUGAGGUUGCCAACUCUUGCGUUACUGUUGCAGUACUUAUUGCAAAUAUUCUCUCUGACGCAACUGAUUUAGCAUCAGAGAUAUCACAGGAUUUGCCUUUUUUGCAGGGGCUCCUUGAUAUAUUUCCUUUUGCUUCAGAUGAUCUAGAAGCACAAAGUGCACUCUGGAACAUCAUUGCAAGGUUACUCCUUCAUGUUCGAGAAAAUGAGAUGAGUCAAUCAAGUCUAUCUCAGUAUGUUUCAGUUCUUGCAAGCAAAUCUGAUCUGAUUGAAGACAUUCUUCUCGAUUACCAAUUAGAUGACUGCAGCGACAAAGACAAGGGCAUGACCACUUCUUGCACAAAAUCAAAUGCUAAAACUACAGCUAUUAGAAGGUUAAUCAGUAUUUUAGACCAGUGGAUUGUUUCAAAGGAUUCUGCUGAAGAGAACAAUAUGGCAGGUGAACUUCAUCCAGAUAAUGUCAGUGUGAAUAGAUUGCUUGAUUGCUGUCGGAAAUCAUCCAAAUGUAAUGAUGCAUCAUGCUUCAUGGAUUGAUAUUUGCUAAAGGUGUCAUCCUUGUGUCCUGGUCUUGAGAUACAUCCUCAUACAGCUACACCGGAGAAAACUCCUUUACAGAAUACUGCCCGGAGGAACACUAGAUCCUGCAAGGAACAUGUAAUUUCAGCUGAGGACAAGAUUGCCAGAGAUUCAUUGAAAUUGUGGCCAGAUAAGCCCAAGCGGCCCCAGUUUUUUACCUUGUCAGUUUUGAUGGUAGAAUUGGAGUGAAAGUAGAUCUUUGAAACGACCUUGGGACAAUUGGAUAUAGAGAUAAAGGGCAGAAGCAUGGUAUCUGAAAAACCUGCUUGAUUAGUGUAAUGCAUUAUACGUUGUAGCGAAGGAAGGAGGUUGGAGGGAGUUGUGAAAGGCGGGAUAAUUUGCUGCCCUUGUCUGUGUAGAUUGAUUACACAGCAGAGAUCAUUUCACUUGGGUUUGGACAAAAAACAAAAAAACACUGUGCAAAGGGAAAGGUGGAUAAUUAAGUUGUCUUAGAGUAAUGAUACACAUUUUUUUAUUUUUUUUUCGUAACUUUGUUUUAAAUGGAGGGUGGUUGUGUACAAUUUGAAAUUCAAAUAAAAAAAAAGACUAUUUGAUGAA
Messenger RNA from Juglans regia (Persian walnut), 2300 nucleotides. RefSeq names its product protein saal1. The record is from RefSeq and is a predicted model, not a curated record. The coding region runs from base 60 to 1700 and encodes 546 amino acids. The transcript has 11 exons. NCBI's taxonomy places the organism in Eukaryota, Viridiplantae, Streptophyta, Magnoliopsida, Fagales, Juglandaceae.